AUGACCUGCAUCGUCACCAUGGUUACGCAGUAUGAGGUCAAGCAAGGUCAACUGAGCUUUUAAAGUGCCUAUAGAUUAGUGUAGUUACAUGCUAGCCUAUAUGGUGUGUGUAACUGUGAUGGUUACACGCUACAGUGGGUUUGUGUGUGUGUGUGUGUGUGUCUUGGUGUUUCGGGCUAAUCUUUGCUAGUCUGCACGCUGUCACACUGUGAUCCAUUUGUUCCGUAGAUAGCUUUUCUGUUUUGGUCAUGUUAGCGAGUAGCGACUUGAGUAAACUCAAUACUUCCAUCUCUGGUCUCCAGGGAACCCUGUUCCAAAAGACUUGGCCUUAGAUCUCCUCCGUUGCCCUGGCUAGUUCUCUCCCUCUCCAGCUCUGUUCUGCUCUGGAAGGCCAGUCGGAUGCUGGACAUUUCAAUGCUCACUGUCAACUAAAUGUAGUGAACUUAAUAUAGACAAUUCAUUAAUUUGCCCAAGUUAAUAAUAAGAUAUUAACAAAAUGCAUCAGUGAUUCGUAUUUUUCUGAAACGGCACAGGAAUGCCCCUGUCUGUAUGUGUUGUGUGCGUGCGUUGGGCACGUAUGUCUAGUCUACUCUUUGUGUAGCCAUGAUGAUGCUAAUGAUAACCGUCUGCUGGUAGAUGGAAAGGCUUUCCCUACAACCUCCAAUUCCAUGUUAACUACACAGUAGCCUAUGCCUACCUGGCAGAAUAAUAUCAUGAUUAUUUGAAUCAGUGCAGUGGCCAUUUGUUUAGCUAUUUCUGCAAUCACAUGAGUGCUACAGAAACACCGCUAAUGGUGUACACUUGCAUUAAAGGGUAACUACAACCAAAAGUGGACUCCAGAUGUGAUUUUAGCGUUCUUGUUGACGUAGAACAUCCAAUUUAGUUGUUUUUCUAUUAUAAAAGUGUGAUUUGGAGAGGAACAAAUGGAAACCUGGAAAACCAAAACGGAAUUUGGGCUAAACAUUUAAAUGAAUGUAUAGGGCCCUACAGCAGGACAAAAGCUCUGGGGUGUGAUAGCGCAGUGUCGAUCCUGGCCAGAGAUGGGGGGGGGGGGUAGUGGGGGAGAGGAGGGAUUUAUUGGGGGGGGAGUGCAGGGACGCAGAGGAUCACUCCCCCACUCACCCCUCCCCAAUCCAUUGUUCACACAGCACCCCUCUAGUAGUGGGACAAUGGAGUCCGAGACAGAAGGGGAGAGUGCCUAGCCUUUGUGCUGCUUUACGCACACUAGCAUAGGCUUCCCCCAGUCCCCUCAGCAACUGUGUGGACCACAAGACACGCACACACACAUACACAGUCAGAGGAUAGCAUGUUCUGUUGGAAUGUCGGCGCGCACACUUUCAACUGUGCUGCUGUGCAACUAAAUCGUGGCCUCUUUCUGUACCUCUAUCCCUCUCUUGCUUGUAUACACACAUGCACAAGUAUGUACAGUAGGCCUACACAGGCACAUACAUGCACGCACAGGCCCGGUGUGUUCUGGGGGUCAUGGAGAUAUUUCUGGAGAGCAGAGAAGAGAUGCUAAUUACAGGGCCUCUACGGAGCUUGCUCAGUGUGGAGAACUCACUGCCAGGACCGCUGUCAUUACAGAGAGACGAGGGGAAGGCGGGCUACAGGACGGAGGGGGAGGGAGGGAUGAGGAAGAGAAAUGGAAAGGUUAAAAAAAACAUGACGGACAGAGAAAAGGAGAGACAGAAAAAAGAUAGAAAAAGGGAGAGGACAUGGAUGAGGGCAUUAUUUAUUCUAGACUGAGAAUCAGACAAAGGGGUCUAUAUUUGGAAAAGCCCAAAUGGUGUGUCUGGUCAAAAAUGGACACAAAUGGCCUUGGUUGAGUCCAGCAUGCCAGGAUCUGUCAGUAAUCUGUUUUUCGAGCGUUUUGCUCAUUUUUGGCCAGUGUUUUGGAAAGGGAUUGAUUAUUUUAUGUUUUGGGCGCAGAUUCAUUUAUAUUGCAUGAUGAGGAAUCAGAUAUACCAAAGUAUGACUGCUGGCGAUGCCCAGGAACAACUCUGUGUGUGUCUCUGUCUUCCCCUCCUUUUUCUGUGUGUAUUUGUCCAGGUCAGUCAAAUCAAAUCAAAUGUUAUUUGUCACAUGCUUCGUAGACAACAGAUAUAGACUAACAGUAAAAUGCUUACUUACACUGCCUUGCAAAAGUAUUCAUCCCCCUUGGCGUUUUUCCUAUUUUGUUGCAUUACAACCUGUAAUUUAAAUGGAUUUUUAUUUGGAUUUCAUGUAAUGGACAUACACAAAAUAGUCAAAAUUGGGAAAGUGAAAUUAAAAAAAUAACUUGUUUCAAAAAAGUAUAAAAAAUAAAUAACGGAAAAGUGGUGCAUGCAUAUGUAUUCACCCCCUUUUGCUAUGAAGCCCCUAAAUAAGAUCUGGCGCAACCAAUUACCUUCAGAAGUCACAUAAUUAGUUAAAUUCCACCUGUGUGCAAACUAAGUGUCACAUGAUCUGUCACAUGAUCUCAGUAUAUAUACAUACACCUGUUCUGAAAGGCCCCAGAGUCUGCAACACCACUAAGCAAGGGGCACCACCAAGCAAGCGGCACCAUGAAGACCAAGGAGCUCUCCAAACAGGUCAGGGUCAAAGUUGUGGAGAAGUACAAGAUCAGGGUUAUAAAAAAAUAUCAGAAACUUUGAACAUCCCACGGAGCACCAUUUUUAAAUCCAUUAUUAAAAAAAUGCAAAGAAUAUGUCACUACAACAAACCUGCCAAGAGAGGGCCGCCCACCAAAACUCACGGACCAGGCAAGGAGGGCAUUAAUCAGAGAGGCAACAAAGAGACCAAAGAUAACCUGAAGCUGCAAAGCUCCACUGAACUGAGACCAUCUCGAAAGGUGGAGUUCGGGCUUGAAGUUUUUUAGUUACACAAAUGCUUUCAAUGGACCACACAUAAAUUGACAGUUUCUGCAUAACUUCACAUUGGGUGAUUUGAAUAGUUUGCAGAAAACACAGCUAGCGUACAUAUCAUUGAAUUGUGUUUUCCAAAAUGUUUUUAGUUAAGAUUAUUUGUUUACAAUAUGUGAUCUAUAAAUUGAGAGCUUCGUUUGCUGAUUUAUUCAAUUGUGGUGUUUGAAUAGUGUGAGAAAACAACAACGUAGGGUACAUAAUCAAUUCUAUCUCUUAAUGGGGCAGUAGCCUACAUUGGGUGUACAAUUUUCAAUUACAGCAUUAUUUAAUCUGCAGUUAGCUUCUAUCUUUUGAUUACAUGGUCUGUCUUUUAACUAAAUGCAAUCUAUUAGCUUCCAAAAUGUAAGUAGGUAUAGAUGGAAUGCCUUGUCCUGCAUCCUGCACUUUGUAAAAACACAGAGUGCAUUGAGUGAAUGUUGGAAAAAGAUCUUGGUUCCUUUCUAAACAUAGCAAUGUGAAUGCAAAGAGGACUCGGACCUAAAAAAAAAGGUGAUGUGAACUGGCAAAAAAGUUGAGUCCUCAUUCAAAGGCAAGGUGUUACGUUCCCCAGCAAGAAAACCAAAAAUGUCGCACAAACAGAAGGGGGAACUAACAAAGAGUCACUGACCAACAACCAAAACGAAAUAGGCAGGGUUUUAGGAAGGGGUCUGAAAGACACGUGUGUGUGCAACAACAAUUGGAACCUAAAAGACACCUACCUACCUACCCACUACAUUUGCCCACUAACAGGCAAACAAAAUUAAAACCCACAACAAACUUAAAGACAGGAAGUGAACCCAAAAGGUGGCGCAAAACUAAAUCAGGGAAAUCAGUUUAAGGAUUGUUUGUCUAGAAAUAAAAAUAGGGAGAGCCAACUAAAGGUGUUAACCCUCCGCAUCUAUCAAGACAACUGGAGCACUGGCCAGCCACUCUUAAAUAGCACCUGGCCCAGCACAGAUGAAACACCUUCCCACUAAACAAGAUGGCAACCAGCACAGGUGUAACACAUACUGACUAACGAGGUGACACCAAUCGGUGUGCCUUACGAACUAUACGUGCUAAAGUCCAACCUCAAUACAUAAAUGGAAAAACCAAAGCCUGUAACAAAGGGCAGUGUGAAUACAAAGAGAACUGAGUUAUUUAGUUUUUACUUUAAAGAGAACUGAGAUGGGUUAUUUUAAAGAGGACUAUAUGUGAAAACACCCUUACUCUUGAAAGGUGUAAUAGUAGAAUGCACAAGGUGCAAUUUCAAAAUUACGUAGUGAAUCAUCAGUUUUCCUCUUGGCAUGUCAUUGCAUACCUUAGAGAGCUAUUUAUAACUUGUCAGAAAUGUCCAGCUCAACUAGCCCAUGUCGGCUAACGUUUUUUAGCCCAUAGAUUUUGUUGUAAUAUUUGAUUCACUCAAAUAUCACAUGAAUACACAUUAGACAUGGCAGAAUGUAUAGAAUUGCAAGAAAAUUAGCUUCAAAAUGGCAAACAUGUUAUCUGCACCCCAUGACAAAAUGUGUAGAAUUGCAGGAAAUAAGCUUUAAACCUGCUAAAUGUUCUCUCCGCCAACAAGAGGGGUUUGUUCCAUGAACGGUCGAGUUGGUCGAUUUCGAGAUUUUCAUACCGUCAUUCUCUCAUCCCGGGAUUUACGGUAUUACAGGCUUAGUACACAAGGGGGCGUCUGUUACUAGAAUGCUAACAAAAUGUGCAGAAAUAAUAGCGAAUUUCCAUGGAGGCUGCUGGCUAAAUAUGCUAACGAGCGCAAACAAAAAUAAACAAAUUGCAAAGACCGGCAAAUCAGCUCAUGAAGUUAUACAUAGGUAGGAGGUAUCUAAUGUCAUUUUGGAUGUUUACAAGCGGAUGUGAAUGAGAGACGUGCAAAUGAACGAAGGAAGAAUCUGGAGUCGCUAGGGCAGUGGGCCUGCAUGCUCUGCUAGGAGAAGAUGGGGGAGGAGAGCAGACUGGCCAAGAACGAAGAGGAGAAAAAGGUAAGAAAUCAAAAGAUAGCAGUGGCAGCUGUACAGAUAACUCAUCCAAAGGGUUUUGACUUCUCAAACAUGGCAGAAGCUUACACAAUAUGAUGACCCGUCACCUUAUUAAUUCAGUAACUUAGAUAAGUAGGAAGUUAAACUUAGGGGUCGCAUUAAUUUCAGAAUUCGUCAUAUUUUACGCAGGAAAAAAGGAGAACGCAUAAGAUCUCUUGCUGCAUUUUGUAAACGCAGAUCUAAGAUGCUUCUUAUUGUCAUUUCUGCUCGGCAUUAGACUAAAUUGUUGCUUCAGUUGCACUUCUCCACUCAGUUGAAUUCACGAACGGGCAUUCUAUCAGCAGACCGUGCUCUGACUGAUGUGUAGCGACUUUUCCUUCUGUACUUUUCUCGGUGUAGCCAGCCUACUUUUCUCCGGUACAAGAUAUACAAGAUUACAUUUGUGCUAUUUACAAACAGACAUGUGACUGGCUCAACUGUUCUAGGGAACUAUAGUAAGCUUCAUAAUGUAAAUGAAUGAGACAGGUGACAUGAAUAACGUGAUCUGCUUUAUCUCCUAACGUAUUGCACAAGUUGACUGCAGGUAUGUUAAUUAAAAGUAGCUACACAUAUGAACAUGUAUUGGAAAAACUUCAAAUAAAUAGUUUUGACGGUAUUGGAAAAACCAUCCUGUGGCUAUUUACAAAAAACCCGCUAUAUACAGUAUGCCACCCAAGCGUGAGAUGUUUCCCAAAGCUGGAAGAGGGCCUGAGUGAAAAAUGUUGGGAACCCCUGUUCUGUGCCCCAAAUUCAUUUAUGAUUUGUAGCAGGGAUGAAGACUCAACAGGCAAUUUCUUGCUUUUCAAUAAAACCUGUCAUGUUGGUAUAAGAACAUCGUUCUACUUCAUUUUAUUACAACUUUACAGGCGAAUUUAUAUUCUGUUAAGAUGAAUUACAAUAAUCUAAAUGUGAUUUUGAGCACCGUGGGUGGAUGCAUAUGGAUGUUCGGUAAACUUCUCAAAUGUCUGGUAAAUUCAAUUCUUGCCGGUCACAUUGUCCGGGUGCCAUAUUUUCUUAACGGAAACCCUGCUAUAUGGAUAGAGUCAGCGGCCAGUGUGUGUGUCUCUCCCUGAGUGAUUCAUUCACCCAUGAACCCAUAUGACAAUGGUGAAUGAUGACUUUCUCCCAGACCUCUGUGUAGGUCUCUUUUGUCUCGCAGAUUGUUACUGGUCUGACAAUCUUUUCAUUUCUCCUAUUUAAUCAAGUGUGAUUCCUUUUCCCCUUUCCUGUGUCAUUGUAAUAGGUCCUUUUUUGUCUCAUCAGUAUCAUUGAUUGUGAUAGGUCCUUUUUGUUUCUCAUGGCUUUAUAAUGAUUGUCUGUGAUUCGUUCUAUUUGUCUUAUUUCGGUAUCAUUGAAGCUCCCUGCCAUCCAGGACCUCUAUACCAGGCGGUGUCAGAGGAAGGCCCUCAAAAUUGUCAAAGACUCCAGUCACCCUAGUCAUAGACUGUUCUCUCUGCUACCGCACGGCAAGCGGUACCGGAGUGCCAAGUCUAGGUCCAAAAGACUUCUCAACAGCUUCUACCCCCAAGCCAUAAGACUCCUGAACAGCUAAUCAUGGCUACCCGGACUAUUUGCACUGCCCCCCCACCCCAUCCUUUUUACGCUGCUGCUACUCUGUUAAUUAUUUAUGCAUAGUCACUUUAACUCUACCCACAUGUACAUAUUACCUCAACUACCUCAACUAGCCGGUGCCCCCGCACACUGACUAUGCAACGGUACCCCCCUGUAUAUAUAGCCUCCCUACUGUCACUUUAUUCUAUUGUAUAUAUAGCCUCCCUACUGUCACUUUAUUUUUUACUUCUGCUCUUUUUUUCUCAACACUUUUUUGUUGUUGUUUUAUUCUUACUUUUUUGUUUAAAAUAAAUGCACUGUUGGUUAAGGGCUGUAAGUAAGCAUUUCACUGUAAUGUCUGCACCUGUUGUAUUCGGCGCAUGUGACCAAUAAAAUUUGAUUUGAUUUGAUUUGAUGGUUAUUGAUUAUUUUUGUUUCUCAUGGCAAUAUUAUUGAAUGUGAGUGGUUGUCGUUGUCCAAUAUAUCUGGAUUAUUGACUGUGAUUGGUCCUUCUUGUUUCAGACCUGUCUAAGAACCGUCUGUGUGAGCUGCCAGAGGAGCUGUGCCAGUUCAUCUCCUUGGAGACGCUCGUCCUGUACCACAACUGUAUUCGCUCCCUCACCCCCAUUCUCUGUCACCUACAGGCUCUCACCUACCUUAACCUCAGGUAACACACACACACCGGUCGCAUACACACACACAAACACCUUUUCAAGUCGUUACACCCGUUCAGUUGCCUGCUUGUGCGUGUAUGACUUUUCAUCAUUGUUCUGUGUGUGUCCGUCCUUGCAGCCGUAACCUUAUCUCCAACCUGCCCCCCUCGGUGUGUCAGCUCCCCCUCCUGCGAGUCCUGAUCGUCAGCAACAACAAGCUGUCGGCCCUGCCCGCCUCCAUACACACCCUCACACACCUCCGACAGCUGGUACGUAGUAACACAUACCCAUGCCUCAGGUUACCCACUACUCACCACCACACAGGGCUCUCUGAUCUCUCUCUCUCUCUCUCUUUUUCUCUAGGUAUCUCUCACUAUGUCUCAUUCUCCGUUUUGCUAUCUUUGCUCUAGCUAUAUCUCUUGCAGUCUUUAACUCUGGUCAUGUUUACUUUAGGUACUCUAUCUGUUCCUCUCUUCACACUCUCCUGCUCUACAUUUUUUAUUUCUCUGCCCUCUCUGGCUGGCUCUCACAGUCCUGUCUCACUCUUCCUCUCACACCUGCAUUUCUGUCAUACUGUGUCUCCUUUCUGACUUAGCCCUUUUUUCCUCAUUCUCGCUUCUUCACCCCCCCCCCCCCCCCCCCACCCCUCGCUUGUUCUUUGUCUUUGGGGUGUAGGCCUGGGUUGCAGUUACACUUUUUGAUGAUUUGGUUUCCCCUCUCCUGUAGGAUGUGAGUUGUAAUGAUCUGCAGUGUCUGCCGGUGGAGCUGGGUCAGCUGGAGUGCCUGAGAGACCUCAACCUGAGAAGGAAUCGGCUCACCACGCUGCCCGAGGGUAAGACACACACACCUGACCUUUAACCCCUUCAUACACCCUAUACACCCCACCGCCGUGCUUCAGUGUCUCCCUGAAACCCCCCAAAAUAAAGUUCCCUGGCCUAUAUACAGUGAGGGAAAAAAAAGUAUUUGAUACCCUGCUGAUUCUGUACGUUUCACCACUGACAAAGACAUGAUCAGUCUAUAAUUUAAAUGGUAGGUUUAUUUGAACAGUGAGAGACAGAAUAACAACAAAAAAAUCCAGAAAAACGCAUGUCAAAAAUGUUCUAAAUUGAUUUGCAUUUUAAUGAGGGAAAUAAGUAUUUUACCCCUCUGCAAAACAUGACUUAGUACUUGGUGGCAAAACCCUUGUUGGCAAUCACAGAGGUCAGACGUUUCUUGUAGUUGGCCACCAGGUUUGCACACAUCUCAGGAGGGAUUUUGUCCCACUCCUCUUUGCAGAUCUUCUCCAAGUCAUUAAGGUUUUGAGACUGACGUUUGGCAACUCGAACCUUCAGCUCCCUCCACAUAUUUUCUAUGGGAUUAAGGUCUGGAGACUGGCUAGGCCACUCCAGGACCUUAAUGUGCUUCUUCUAGAGCCACUCCUUUGUUGCCUUGGCCGUGUGUUUUGGGUCAUUGUCAUGCUGGAAUACCCAUCCACAACCCAUUUUCAAUGCCCUGGCUGAGGGAAGGAGGUUCUCACCCAAUAUUUGAUGGUACAUGGCCCCGUCCAUCGUCCCUUUGAUGCAGUGAAGUUGUCCUGUCCCCUUAGCAGAAAAACACCCCCAAAGCAUAAUGUUUCCACCUCCAUGUUUGACGGUGGGGAUGGUGUUCUUGGGGUCAUAGGCAGCAUUCCUCCUUCUCCAAACACGGCGAGUUGAGUUGAUGCCAAAGAGCUCUAUUUUGGUCUCAUCUGACCACAACACUUUCACCCAGUUCUCCUCUGAAUCAUUCAGAUGUUCAUUGGCAAACCUCAGACGGGCCUGUAUAUGUGCUUUCUUGAGCAGGGGGACCUUGCGGGCGCUGCAUGAUUUCAGUCCUUCACGUGUAGUGUGUUACCAAUUGUUUUCUUGGUGACUAUGGUCCCAGCUGCCUUGAGAUCAUUGACGAGAUCCUCCCGUGUAGUUCUGGGCUGAUUCCUCACCGUUCUCAUGAUCAUUGCAACUCCACGAGGUGAGAUCUUGCAUGGAGCCCCAGGCCGAGGGAGAUUGACAGUUCUUUUGUGUUUCUUCCAUUUGCGAAUAAUCGCACCAACUGUUGUCACCUUCUCACCAAGCUGCUUGGCGAUGGUCUUGUAGCCCAUUCCAGCCUUGUGUAGGUCUACAAUCUUGUCCCUGACAUCCUUGGAGAGCUCUUUGGUCUUGGCCAUGAUGGAGAGUUUGGAAUCUGAUUGAUUGCUUCUGUGGACAGGUGUCUUUUAUACAGGUAACAAACUGAGAAUAGGAGCACUCCCUUUAAGAGUGUGCGCCUAAUCUCAGCUCGUUACCUUUAUAAAAGACACCUGGGAGCCAGAAAUCUUUGAUUGAGAGGGGGUCAAAUACUUAUUUCCCUCAUUAAAAUGCAAAUCAAUUUGUAACAUUUUUGACAUGCGUUUUUCUGGAUUAUUUUGUUGUUUUUCUGUCUCUCACUGUUCAAAUAAACCUACCAUUAAAAUUAUAGACUGAUCAUUUCUUUGUCAGUGGGCAAAUGUACAAAAUCAGCAGGGGAUCAAAUACUUUUUUCCCUCACUGUACCACUAUCCACCCCCUCCCCACUAAGUCUCUCACUACCAGUCUCUGACCCCUUACAUACAGUAAGCAUACCAUCGUGGCUCCAACUUCAUGACACUAUACUUUACACACUGUAUACACUAACCCUACACAGACCUCAUCCAUGUCCUUGAUAGUUCUCCAAGCUAAAUGGUAGUCUUUCUCUGAAACCUUUAAAGUCCCCUUUGCCUAAAUACAUUUACUGACACGUAUAUUUACUAAUCUUCUUAAAACAAAUCUUAAAAUGUGAACGUCUGACCCUUUUAACUUAUUUUCUCAGAAUUGGGCUACUCGGUACCUAAUGUUGUUGUUGACCCUAGAGUUGGACCCUUGACUUUCCGAGUCUUCUAUAAUGCCUCCGAAAACUCUGUCACCCCUUUUUUCCUAUAAGUCCACCCUUUUACCCCAUAUGUAACUCUGUUGUUGUUUUUAUCGCACUGCUUUGCUUUAUCUUGGCCAGGUCGCAGUUGUAAAUGAGAACUUGUUCUCAACUGGCUUACCUGGUUAAAUAAAGGUUAAAAUAAAAAAUAAAAUUCCUAACCUAGUUGUUGACGCACUACUUCCACCACUGACUCCUCUCUAACGCUUAACCACUCUUUAACUCUGUUGUUAAACACACCAGACAACCCCAGAAGUAUAGGCCUAAGUACCACUACCAGAAGCUUUAGCCCAAACAAACCAUACAGUAAUAUUAAACAACAUAGCACUGAAAUUGCACAGCAAAACAACCUGGCUGCCUGUGACGGUAUGCCCUGUAAGAUACCAGUAUAGCUCUGGCCUCACAGCACCCCCCCAUCCUCCAAUCCUGAGCUCUCCUUAAAACUCCAACCUAUUGACUACAGGCUCUCAAUGCAAGAAAACGUAGGAUACCACCACCACUGUAGCACCUCCUUCAUAUGAGUCAACGCGGUUUGAGAAAUGAUGAUCGAGGCCUUGUUUGAAUUUAAUUAAACAGAAAUUUUUUAAAUUUCAUGCAUUGAUUUGAAUUGAUACUGACAAAAGUGUAUUUUAUUUCCCUUGAUAUGCUAAUUUCUAUGAUUAUUAGAUAUCUGCUCGAUACUAAACUACACCUAACCCCCUCCCCCUUCUCAGAGUUGUCCGAGUUGCCCCUGGUCCGGUUAGAUGUUUCCUGUAACCACAUCUCCCACGUGCCCGUGUGCUACCGCCACCUGCGCCAACUCCAGACCAUUGUAUUGGACAACAACCCCUUGCAGCAGCCUCCUGCCCAGGUCUGCUCCAAGGGGAAGUACCACAUCUUCAAGUUCCUCAACAUCGAGGCCUGCAAGAGGAACCAGGAGGAGCUGGAGAGAGCCCUGAGACCCACCGGGUUCAACAGCUGGUGAGAUGGAGGGAGGGAGGGAGAUAUUUGGGGAGGGAGGGAGGGGGGUAUUUGGGGAGAGAUUAUCUAAAUGGCUUAAUUUCUUAAUCUUAUUAGCAUUAUAAGAUAAGAGAUGAUUAAGGGGGAGGGGAGAGACGAGUGGGAGAGGAUGGGAGGAUACAGUGAGGGGAAAAAGGGAUUUAAUCCCCUGCUGAUUUUGUACGUUUGCCCACUGACAAAGACAUGAUCAGUCUAUAAUUUUAAUGGUAGGUUUAUUUGAACAGUGAGAGACAGAAUAACAACAACAAAAUCCAGAAAAACGCAUGUCAAAAAUGUUAUAAAUUGAUUUGCAUUUUAAUGAGGGAAAUAAGUAUUUGACCCCUCUGCAAAACAUGACUUAGUACUUGGUGGCAAAACCCUUGUUGGCAAUCAGAGGUCAGACGUUUCUUGUAGUUGGCCACCAGGUUUGCACACAUCUCAGGAGGGAUUUUGUUCCACUCCUCUUUGCAGAUCUUCUCCAUGUCAUUACGGUUUCGAGGCUGACGUUUGGCAACUCGAACCUUCAGCUCCCUCCACAUAUUUUCUAUGGGAUUAAGGUCUGGAGACUGGCUAGGCCACUCCAGGACCUUAAUGUGCUUCUUCUUGUGCCACUCCUUUGUUGCCUUGGACGUGUGUUUUGGGUCAUUUUCAUGCUGGAAUACCCAUCCACGGCCCAUUUUCAAUGCCCUGGCUGAGGGAGGAGGUUAUCACCCAAGAUUUGACGGUACAUGGCCCCAUCCAUCGUCCCUUUGAUGCGGUGAAGUUGUCCUGUCCCCUUAGCAGAAAAACACCCCCAAAGCAUAAUGUUUCCACCUCCAUGUUUGAUGGUGGGGAUGGUGUUCUUGGGGUCAUAGGCAGCAUUCCUCCUCCUCCUCCAAACACGGCGAGUUGAGUUGAUGCCAACACUUUCACCCAGUUCUCCUCUGAAUCAUUCAGAUGUUCAUUGGCAAACUUCAGACGGGCCUGUAUAUGUGCUUUCUUGAGCAGGGGGACCUUGCGGGCGCUGCAGGAUUUCAGUACAUCACGGCGUAGUGUGUUACUUGGAGAGCUCUUUGGUCUUGGCCAUGGUGGAGAGUUUGAAAUCUGAUUGAUUGCUUCUGUGGACAGGUGUCUUUUGUACAGGUAACAAGCUGAGAUUAGGAGCACUCCCUUUAAGAGUGUGCUCCUAAUCUCAGCUCGUUACCUGUAUAAAAGACAACUGGGAGCCAGAAAUCUUUCUGAUUGAGAGGGGGUCUCAUACUUAUUUCCCUCAAUAAAAUGCAAAUCAAUUUAUAACAUUUUUGACAUGCGUUUUUCUGGAUAUUUUUGUUGUUAUUCUGUCUCUCACUGUUCAAAUAAACCUACCAUUAAAAUUAUAGACUGAUACUUUCUUUGUCAGUGGGCAAACGUACAAAAUCAGCAGGGGAUCAAAUACUUAGAUUCUCCUGUACUUUUGUAUACUUUUUUACCAAUAGUUCUGAAAGUAGUGCUAACGAGCCAAAAGUGGUCCCCAAAAAUUGCGUGCUACGUCAUAUAUGUGCAGAUAUGUGCACCACGUCAUUGCUUUCACUCUGUUGUGUGUGCAUCUUGCUAGCUGUCACUCAAAUGGUGAGGGGCUGAAUUUCAUUGGCUGGAAUUCAAAUUGCUAGGGGGCUGGCCCAGUUGGGGGGAAAUGUAUUAUUAAGAUAAAGUGAAUGAAUAACAGGUCAGUAAGGGACAAGAGAAAGAAAAACCAGGUGGACUUGGAGUGAGUACUAAAACAUAUACUGGCAUCAACAGCUAGUAAGCCAAUAGAAGAAAAAAGACGGAAAGUAGGGUAAGGGACAAAAAGAGAAACAACUUGAAGAAAUCAAUGUGCUUACUGUUGGGAACUAGGGACUCUAGGAAAAACUUGUCUUGAAGAAGAGUCGGUGUACUAUAGAGUGCAGCAGAGCGCAAAAACCUUGGGUGUUUUCUCAAGUGUGUGUGUGUGUUUAUACUGAUGGGUGUACUGUGAAUAUCUGGUGUGUGUGUGUACUGAUGUGUGUAGUGUUGUGUGUGUGUGUGUACUGAUGUAUGUGUGUGUACUGAUGUACAGUGGGGAGAACAAUUAUUUGAUACACUGCCGAUUUUGCAGGUUUUCCUACUUACAAAGCAUGUAGAGGUCUGUAGUUUUUAUCAUAGGUACACUUCAACUGUGAGAGACGGAAUCUAAAACAAAAAUCCAGAAAAUCACAUUGUAUGAUUUUUAAGUAAUUAAUUUGCAUUUUAUUGCAUGACAUAAGUAUUUGAUCACCUACCAACAAGUAAUAAUUCCAGCUCUCAGACCUGUUAGUUUUUCUUUAGAAAGCCCUCCUGUUCUCCACUCAUUACCUGUAUUAACUGCACCUGUUUGAACUCGUUACCUGUAUAAAAGACACCUGUCCACACACUCAAUCAAACAGACUCCAACCUCUCCACAAUGGCCAAGACCAGAGAGCUGUGUAAGGACAGCAGGGAUAAAAUUGUAGACCUGCACAAGGCUGGGAUGGGCUACAGGACAAUAGGCAAGCAGCUUGGUGAGAAGGCAACAACUGUUGGCGCAAUUAUUAGAAAAUGGAAGAAGUUCAAGAUGACGGUCAAUCACCCUCGGUCUGGUGCUCCAUGCAAGAUCUCACCUCGUGGGGCAUCAAUGAUCAUGAGGAAGGUGAGGGAUCAGCCCAGAACUACACGGCAGGACCUGGUCAAUGACCUGAAGAGAGCUGGGACCGCAGUCUCAAAGAAAACCAUUAGUAACACACUACGCCGUCAUGGAUUAAAAUCCUGCAGCGCACGCAAGGUCCCCCUGCUCAAGCCAGCGCAUGUCCAGGCCCGUCUGAAGUUUGCCAAUGACCAUUUGGAUGAUCCAGAGGAGGAAUGGGAGAAGGUCAUGUGGUCUGAUGAGACAAAAAUAGAGCUUGGCCAACAACCUCCUUCCCUCAGUAAGAGCAUUGAAGAUGGGUCGUGGCUGGGUCUUCCAGCAUGACAACGACCGGAAACACAAAGCCAGGGCAACUAAGGAGUGGCUCCGUAAGAAGCAUCUCAAGGUCCUGGAGUGGCCUAGCCAGUCUCCAGACCUGAACCCAAUAGAAAAUCUUUGGAGGAAGCUGAAAGUCUGUAUUGCCCAGUGACAGCCCCGAAACCUGAAGAAUCUGGAGAAGGUCUGUAUGGAGGAGUGGGCCAAAAUCCCUGCUGCAGUGUGUGCAAACCUGGUCAAGACCUACAGGAAACGUAUGAUCUCUGUAAUUGCAAACAAAGGUUUCUGUACCAAAUAUUAAGUUCUGCUUUUAUGAAGUAUCAAAUACUAAUGUCAUGCAAUAAAAUGCAAAUUAAUUACUUAAAAAUCAUACAAUGUGAUUUUCUGGAUUUCUGUUUUAGAUUCCGUCUCUCACAGUUGAUGUGUACCUAUGAUAAAAAUUACAGACCUCUACAUGCUUUGUAAGUAGGAAAACCUGCAAAAUCGGCAGUGUAUCAAAUACUUGUUCUCCCCACCGUAUGUGUGUGUACUGAUGUAUUUGUGUGUACUGAUGUAUGUAUGUGUGUGUACUGAUGUAUGUGUGUUUGUACUGAUGUGUGUGGGUGUGUGUGUGUACUGGUGUGUGUGUGUGUGUGUACUGGUGUUUGUGUGUACUGGUGUGUGUGUUUGUGUGAGUGUGUGUGUACUGGUGUGUGUGUGUGUGUGUGUACAUUUACAUUUUAGUCAUUUAGCAGACGCUCUUAUCCAGAGCGACUUACAGUUAGUGCAUACAUUAUUUUAUCGAUCCCACAACCCUGGCGUUGCAAACGCCAUGCUCUACCAACUGAGCUACAUCCCUGCCGACCAUUCCCUCCCCUACCCUGGACGACGCUGGGCCAAUUGUGCGCGCCGCCUUAUGUGUCUCCCGGUCGCGGCCGGCUACGACAGAGCCUGGAUUCGAACCAGGAUCUCUAGUGGCACAGCUAGCACUGCGAUGCAGUGCCUUAGACCACUGCGCCACUCGUGUACUGGCGUGUGUGUACGGGCGUGUGUGUGUGUACUGGGGUGUGUGUGUGUACUGUUGUGGGGUGUGUGUGUGUACUGUUGUGGGGUGUGUGUGUGUGUGUGUGUGUACUGGUGCGUGUGUGUGUGUACUGGUGGUUGUGUGUGUGUGUGUACUGGUGUGUGUGUGUGUGUGUGUGUGUGUACUGGUGUGUGGGUGUGUACUGUGUACUGGUGUGUGCAUGUCUGAUAUGUGUGUAUACAGACCAGGUGAAUCCAGGUUAAAGCUAUGAUCCCUUAUUGAUGUUACUACACUUCAAUCAGUGUAGAUGAAGGGGAGGAGACAGGUUAAAGAAGGAUUUUUAAGCCUAAAGACAAUUGAGACAUGGGUGAAUGGGCAAGACAAAAUAUUUAAGUGCCUUUGAAUGGGGUAUGGUAGUAGGUGCCAGCCGCACCGGUUUCAGUGUGUCAAGAACUUCAACGCUGCUGAGUUUUGCAACUGUUUUUAACAGUUUCCCGUGUUUAUCAAAAAUGGUUCACCACCCAAAGGACAUCCAGCCAACUUGACACAGCUGUGGGAAGCAUUGGAGUCAACAUGGACCAGCAUCCCUGUGGAACGCUUCCGACAGCUUGUAGAGUCAAUGCCUCGACCAAUUGAGGCUGUUCUGAGGGGAAAAGAGGGGGGGUGCAACUCAAUAUUAGGAAAGUGUUCAGUGUGUGUCUGUACUUAUGUGUGUGUGUGUCUGAUAUACAGUGUGUGUUCUGAUGCGUGUCCUAUCUUCCGUGUCUCCCUGCAGUCUGUCGGACCAGGAGCUAUUCUCUGGUCUGGACUCUGGCUUCAACAGUGUGGACAGUGGGAGCAAGAGAUGGUCUGGGAAUGAGGUGAGACAACAGGGAUCUGAGAGAGCGAGAGUCUGUGGUGUUAAUACCUUGCAAUUUAUAUUGUGUCUAUUAUUGUGAGGCCAUCAUAAUGGCCCGAACAGUCAUAACAGUUAGAGGUCUACACAGAUGUUUUUAACCUUAGGUCAAAUGUCUCAGACCUACAUGUCUCACUCUCUCCCUCUUCACCUGUUGUGUACUGUGUGUCUCACUCUCUCCCUCCAUAUCUGUGUGUCCAGUCUGCAGAUGACUUCUCAGAGCGGUCCCUACGCAUGGCUGAGCUCACCAGAGACCAGAGGAACCUGGAGGAAGAGGUGGAGGCUGAGGAGGACUCUCCCCUCACCGAGACCCCAAACAGGGGUGAGGAGCGGGCUCCAGCUACUUAAAACCGUCACACGUUAAGACAUCAGUCAGUUACACACCCUGGUCCUGCAGAGCUACAUGGUGAUCAGGCUUUGGUUCCAGCCAAGCUCUAACCCCCUAAAACCAUCAGACAUUAUAGGCUGCUUUCUCAGACACAGAUUAAGCCUACUCCUGGACUAAAAAGCAUGCUCACUGGAGAUUCUCCAUUGAAAUAUGUUUCUGGGAAACAAGCCAUAAAACCAUUAGGGGAAAGAAACAUACUCUGAGGGGAGAAUGAGAAGCUCAUAGGAGUCAAUUAUGGGAUUUAUCUUUCAGACUGGUCUCCUUGUGAUGCCAUAUAUUUCAUAUACUCAAUCCCCUAAUAAAGAUGCACAGUAUUGAUACACUCCCAAAACCAUGAGAUAUUUGAUAUUAUCCCACUCACUGAGGAAAGAAAGGGAGAAAGAAGCUUAUUGUAACAAAACAGGAUUUUAUUUUCAGACAGACAGCACUCUGUUUUCCAAAAUCUUCUUAAUAUCCUCCUCUCCGACCUCUAAUAAAGGCUAUACUGUCUAUAUACCCUCCCAGACAUUCCUUAAUGUUAUUUUACUGUCUAUAAUAUCUUUCAUCCUCCCCCUCCCCCCCCCCCCCUCUCCUGCCUCCCUCCCCCUCUUUUCUUUGUUUUCACAGUGAAUGGGGAGGCAGAGCAGGUGGUUUCCAUAGACUGCAGUGUCACCGAGGAGGAAGAAGAGGAGUGCAGGACGAAUCAUCCCACUCCCCCGCUCACAGCACCCCCACAGGUUAGGAGGACGCCUUUUAUAAAUGCUUUUAAACGCUUUAUUAAAUAUUAUAAACAUGUUAUAAAUGUCUUAAAGCGAGUAGAUGGGUAUCUAACAGCGACAUGGUGUUUUUCUCAGGAGAAGACCAAGAAGUCCUCACCACCUCCCCAAACACAAGACACUUCUAUAAGCAGGUGAGUCACACACACACACACACACACACACACACACACACAACUCAACACUCAUAUUGUCGCGUGACCAUUGAAAAUGCACCCUCAGCCAUGUUCCCACAAGGUUGUGUGAUUGUGGUGUGUUUGUGUGUCAGUGCCAAUGAGUUUCGACUUCUCUGUUCCUGUGACAGUUUCAGUGUGGAUCCAACAGUUUGACUGGCUGGCUUUGUGUACACAGUCUCAUACACAGCAACCACCAGUCAGUCUUUCAGAGUGGAAAGGAUAGAUACUCUGUUUUUCUCUCGCUGCCUUGUUUUGCAAGGUCACCCUCUCAGGGAGUGUUUGAGGAGCUGUGAAAUGUCAACAGACUGCGGUUCCCAUUACUUACACCACUCACUGACUGACUGGCUUAACCAAGGGAACACACACACACACACACACACACAACCAGAGGAAAUCAUUCACUUACUACUGCUAGGCUUAUAAAGAGCAAUCGCAACAAUUCUGCUUACUUACUUUCUCUACAGUUUGUGUUCAUUUUGGUGACUGGGGAUGAGUGAUUUACAUUGUAGUCUUAGGCUGUAUUCAGAGGGGUCCAACUGUUUGCCUAUGGUUGUUGGCUGCAGUGGUUAAAGUGUGGAUUGAAGAGUCACAGGUUGCAGUCCUGUGACUGUGAGAAGCUUCUGCUAGCAGGACAUUGACACUAUUGUCUGACAUAAAGCCACUGCAACCAACAGCCACCAUUUGCCAGUUUUGAACUCAAUAGGAGGCUAUGUUGACGCAUAACAAAAUAUGACAUCAUCAUACAAAGUUUGGUGUUUGCCAUCAGUCCACUCUGUAACACAUAGACCAAUAUUUUUAUCACUCAUCACUCUCCCUUUUUUCCUUUUUCUCUCCCUCGCUCUCCCUCUAUCUCCAUCUCUUGCUCUCGCGCUCUCUCUCCGCCCCCACCCCCUAGGUCCAGUAUCAGUGUGGAGGUAGGGGGCUGUGGAGGUAGGCCCCUGCCCCCCUCCAGUCCCACCCUGGAGGAGAGGAGGAGACCAGGCACCCUGCUCAUCUGGCAAGAGAGAGAGAGGGCCCAGCAGCAGAAGAGAGACCACCGGGCCAGAGACAACGGGUUAGUAGAGGGAGCGACUGAGAGUUUUAUCAUCCUUUGUACAAUGGAAGGUUUGAGGCUGCACACAAACCCAUAUACAGUUGCAGUUAAAUAUAUCGGCACCCUUUAAUGAUUUCCAUAUUUAUUUUCAAAUAAGUUGAAAUUGAGAACUUUUGGUGUUUACACGUGGAUUUGUUUGACUUAGAACUGCACAUGACAAAGAAAAUAUGAAAAUCAAAACUGAAAUUUAGAUUUUCACUUUAAAGUAAAAAAAAUGGCUUGGAUAGAAAUAGAGGGCUUAAAAACAAAGGUGUCAUUGUACGCUGUGACAAUUCAUGUUUUCUUUUAAAUCUGCAAUUCGGAUGCCUGCACAGCCUCAUAGAGGAUCAAGAUAAUUUUUCUAACCUUUCUGGAUUAAAACCGAAUUAGAAGUGCACCAUAUGACGUAUUGGAUCUCUAAAAAAUAUAACUUUUACAUCACUGUGUAGUUUACCAAUAAAAUGGUCCAACGGUGAAGUGGACAUACUCUGUAUUCAUAUCACGAAAGAAAGAACUUAUUUCACUACAAUACAUUUUAAUAGAAUGUUAUUCCAAAUUAGAUAAUAUUUUGCUACCAUGGAAUGGACAACACCUGUCUAUUUGUGGAAAAAUCACCCUGAUUUAACUCUUUAGUCAUAUUCCAGUUGACCUAUUUACUUAUGGCCCUGCCUACACCUAACGACUUGUUUUUAAAAUUAUAUGAGCCAAAAAUAUUCUACUUUAUUUGGAACGGCAAGCCAGACAAAAUUUAAAUGGGCCUAUUUAUAUAAUGAUUCAAUAUUAAAUCAUUGGACCUCUCACUAAAGGCUUCAGUCAUACAAAAACUAUACUUAAAUCUGAACUGGUUCUCUAGCAGAUUAAUAAGAAUGGCUCAACCCAUGUUCAAGAAUGGCCUUUUUCCCUUUAUUCAGAUUACAACCUCUCACUUUCGGUUAUUUUAAAAUUUUAAAUCAUCUCCAAAAUAUUACGAUUUUUAUAACAAGCAAUAGAAAGCGGGUUGUAAUUUCAGUUUAACCGACCAGAAAAAAACAGAACAAAUAUUAUGGUUAAACUCAAAUAUACGAAUUGAUUAUUUUAUUUUUUUUACGCCAUAAUCUUUGUAAAUUAUAUAAUAAAUAGUACUGGUGGAGUUGUGUCACACAUGCAUUUAACAAAAAUAUAUGAACAUGUCUGCUCUAUCCAAAAUACAACCAACUGAUUGCAGCAUUACUGCAAAAAUGGAGGAGCCAAGUUGAAUGGGGAGAAGGUAAGGAACUUUUCGGUCAGCCCUGCAUUAAAGACCAAAAUUGGCUAAAGAAAAUUGGAGUAAAUAAAAAAAGUAUACCAGUUUAAUUUAAGGACCGAAAAAUUGACAGCUGCACCAUAUAGGUUGCACAAUAGAUGGGAGGAGAUUUCGAUGUACUGAUUCCAUGGCACAUGGUUUAUGAACUGAUACACAAAAUGACUUCGGAUUCAAAAUGUAGAGUUUUUCAAUUUAAAUGAUAUACAAAAUUCUUGCAACAAAUAUAAUGUUCUAUAUACAAGGGAUACAACCAUCCCAGCUCUGCAUAUUUUGCUGCGAAGAGACAGAAUCAUUAGAUCACUUGUUUUUGGUACUGCCCAUAUGUAGCUUGUUUCUGGUCUCAAGUUCAGAAAUGGGUGAAAAAAUGCAACAUUUACUUGGAGCUAACUCUGCAAAUAGCACUGCUGGGUGAUUUGAUAAGUCAUAGUCAAUCGAUCAAUAAUAUUAUAAUAAUCUUAGCAAAGGUGUUUACAUUGCAUUCGGAAAGUGUUCAGACCCCUUUACUUUUUCCACAUUUUGUUACGUUACAGCCUAAUUCUAAAAUUGAUUAAAUAGUUUUUUUUUUCUCUCGUUAAUCUACACACUAGCCCAUAAUGACCAAGCAAAAACAGGUUUUUAGACAGUUUUGCAAAUGUAUAUAUAUAAAAACGAUCACAUUCAGACCAUUUACUCAGUACUUUGUUGAAGCACCUUUGCAUGCGAUUACACAGCCCUCGAGUCUUCUUGGGUAUAACGCUAACAAAGCUUUGCAACCUGUAUUGGGGAGUUUCUCCCAUUCUUCUCUGUCAGAUCCUCUCAAGCUCUGUCCAGUUUGAUGGGGAGCGUCGCUGCACGCUAUUUUCAGGUCUCUCUAAAGAUAUGUUAUUUUCAAGUCCGGUCUCUGCUUGCAUCAAAUUGGGUUGGGUGGUCCGUAUGAACCCAUACCUGCGUUACAAGCGCCGGCUCUACCACUUACAGAGAUGUUCGAUUGGGUUCAAGUCCGGGCUCUGGCUGGGCCACUCAAGGAUAGGGCCGUUGUGGUGACCGUAUUACUGCCACACCGGUGGGCACGAGUCAUGAACGCAGUCAAAUUCCAUGUGACCGUUUAGUCACGGUAAUUAGGCUUCUCCAAGCUCUGAUGCUGCUGAUGGUCAUUAGUAGCCUACCAAACUUGCUAACUGCCUGGUACUCAGCACUCUAUUGUCCCUCUAAUCAUUCUGACAUCAAAGCAAAUGUAAUCGAAAAUCAAACACUUCAUGAGAGCCCAUGAGCUCAUGUUGCUCAACAUUUCUAUAGGCAAUGCAAUUGAGUGAUGGCCUACUAUAUUUAUUUCUCAACUUUCCUAAUAUUAAGUACAUUGCUUAUCUUUACAACAGGAGUAUAGCCUACCUGGCUGGCAUGAAGAUGAACCACGGGAAAAGCGUCCUCCGUUCGCUAUUUAAGUGCAUAGAUUACAUGUAUUUUUUCCCUUGCCCCUGAUUCGAGACAGGUGCAUGAUAAUGGGCCAUUCUAAAUCAAAACAAAUUUUACACAUAUGUAUGUAUGUAUGUAUGUGUGUAUGUGUGUGUAUAUGUAUGUAUGUGUGUAUAUAUAUAUGUGUGUGUGUGUGUGUGUGUGUGUGUGUGUGUGUGUAUAUAUGUAAAGACAAGAUUAAAUCAAGAAUAGUGUGAUGGGUGACAGUAUUAGCCUAUCACUUGUGAAUUAUAUAUUAUCACUUGUGAAUGAUGCCCAGCAUAAUGCAAGAAACGCUGCUUUUUUUUAAUGUAGCCUAGCCCAUAGGCCUAUAUGUUUUGAUAAGGUUUGUAUCAUAACUAAAGUGGCCAAAUAACUUAAGCACAUGAAUGAGAAACUUUACAAGGGGUGUAGAGCCUAACUGGCAUACAUAAGCAGCGCAUGAGUUUCCAGUUUGAGGAAGAUACGUUUCACCAUAAAAAUGCACCUUUAUAAUAAAAGCAUUACAUGCAUAAUCGCAUUUGCGGUCACUUUUGAUAAUGUUGUUUUCCCGCUAAUGGAACAUUUUUGCUUAUAGCCUACUGCUGUGUGUGCAUUGCUGCACUUAGAAUGUGAAGAAAUAGCCUAAUAGUUUAUCAACACUUUAAGCUAAACGUUCUGAUCUGUUGCGUCAGCCACAUUGUGUAAAAAAGGUUUUUUGAUAUUAGUGGUUGUAUUAAUUUGGGAUCUAUCGCAUCCCACAACUGUCCCAGACUAUGUUUGGAAUAUUGAUUUCUCGCACAGAAUAGAAUUGGUCAACUUUUGUACUAUGGGGGAUAGUAGAUUGACAUAGGCUAGUGCUUUUGCUAUUCAUUAGGCCUACUCAGCUUGACAAAAAGUAAAUGUGGACAGUUCUUCCAAUAUCUUCAAUAUACACCUCGAAAUUGGAUAAGGACGAGCGCAGUUGCGUCCCCUAAGUGUAUGUCUUCAAUUGUAGCUUAUGAGAAAGACCCGAUCACGUGAUGGAGAGCCAUGUGAGUGAGAGGUGCUUCGGAGCACACAGCACUCAGGGAGACGGGCACAACGCAGCACUCCAGACCAAGGGCACAGCGGCCACUGGCCACAAAAGGCAUGGAUUUUUUAAUGGUGCAUUACGGCCAUAAAAAGGCGAUGCCGCAGUGAAAUUCGAGGCAUUAUCAACUGCUUGUCAAAUUCUGAAUGAGAGACUGAUGAAGUGUGUACAAAGCAAGCAGAGUUCAUGCCUGUCAAGCGACUUUUUUCAAAUCAUCAUUAGUCGCAUCAUGCAGCCUUACAAUGUAUUAGAAAUCAAAACAUGUAGCCCAACGCUUGUAGAAUAACUAAAGUUACAUUAAUAACUCUAAAUUAAGCAUAUAGGAGUACCUAUUUCUUUGUUAACCUCUCAACACAGAAUAGCUGCAUCUGCACACUCCCUCAUAUCGUUUGGAGAAAAAAUCCUUUCUAUUUUAUUCAGCUUUGUUCAAUUGUAUUCUCCAUACUAUAAAAUAAUAUAAAAUAAUGCCACAGAAUUCUAAGCAAAUCUUGUCUGCUAAAUGAACUAGUGUAACCCACAGCCAUUUGGCAUAGCCACAUCAGGACCUAACAUGAGGACAACUCAGAGUAUGCUAUUCUGUUCUUCAUAUCAUGCUUCUUUAGACCUGUCUAAAAUAAAUCAUGGAUUUAUUGUGAAGGUGUAGGCUAUAUUACAUGGAUUUAUUAGACUUUUUAUUUAUUAGACUACAUCUAAAAUGUAGAUGUUCUAAAAGUCUGUAUCAGUGGCUUGACGGCUAUGUGUGGAAGCCAGGACAUGCUAAAUGUGUUUAUGUUAAUUAAUGGUCAAUUACCUUAAGACCGACAGUUAUUUGCUUGCCAAUUUUGUGACCGCCCACCCCUACUCAAGUACAUUCAGAGACUUGUCCCGAAGCCACUCCAGUGUUGUCUUGGCUGUGUGCUUAGGGUCGUUGUCCUCUUGGAAGGUGAACCUUCGCCCCAGUCUGAGGUCCUGAGUGCUCUGGAGCAGGUUUUAAUCAAGAAUCUCUGUACUUUGCUCCGUUGAUCUUUCCCUCCAUCCUGACUGGUCUCUGAAUCCCUGCCGCUAAAAACAUCCCAUAAGCCAUUUUGUCACAACUUCGGAAGUAUGCUUCGGGUCAUUGUCCAUUUGGAAGACCCAUUUGCGACCAAGCUUUAACUUCCUGACUGAUGUCUUGAGAUGUUGCUUCAAUAUAUCCACAUAAUUUUCCUUCUUCAUGAUGCCAUCUAUUUUGUGAAGUGCACCAGUCCCUCCUGCAGCAAAGCACCCCCACAGCAUGAUGCUGCCACCCCCGUGCUUCACGGUUGGGAUGGUGUUCUUCGGCUUGCAAGGAACCCCCUUUUUCCUCCAAACAUAUAACGAUAGACAGUUCUAUUUUUGUUUCAUCAGACCAGAGGACAUUUCUCUGAAAAGUACGAUCUUUGUCCCCAUGUGCAGUUGCAAACCGUAGUCUGUCUUUUUUAUGGCGGUUUUGGAGCAGUGGCUUCUUCCUUGCUUAGCGACCUUUCAGGUUAUGUCGAUAUAGGACUCGUUUUACUGUGGAUAUAGAUACUUUUGUACCUGUUUCCUCCAGCAUCUUCACAAUUUCCUUUGCUGUUGUUCCUGGAUUGAUUUGCACUUUUUGCACCAAAGUACGUUCAACUCUAGGAGACAGAACGUGUCUCCUUCCUGAGCGGUAUGAUGGCUGCGUGGUCCCAUGGUGUUUAUACUUGCGUAGUAUUGUUUGUACAGAUGAACGUGGUACCUUCAGGCGUUUGGAAAUUACUCCCAAGGAUGAACCAGACUUGAGGAGGUAUACAAUUUUGAGGUCUUGGCUGAUUUCUUUUGAUUUUCCCGUGAUGUCAAGCAAAGAGGCACUGAGUUUGAAGGUCGGCCUUGAAAUACAUCCAUAGGUACACCUCCAAUUGACUCAAAUGAUGUAAAUUCAGAAGCUUCUAAAGCCAUGACAUCAUUUUCUGGAAUUUUCCAAGCUGUUUAAAGGCACAGUCAACUUAGUGAAUGUAAACUUCUGACCCACUGGAAUUGUGAUACAGUCAAUUAUAAGUGAAAUCUGUCUGUAAACAAUUUUUGGAAAUAUUACUUGUCAUGCACAAAGUAGAUGUCCCAACCGACUUGCCAAAACUAUAGUUUGUUAACAAGACAUUUGUGGAGUGGUUGAAGAACUAGUUUUAAUGACUCCAACCUAAGUGUAUGUAAACGUCUGACUUCAGCUGUAUAUAUGGGGGAUUGUAAAUUAUGUAGAAAAUUACAUUGAUAGAAGCCACAAUCUAUCUACAAUAUAAAAGCUGAUCUACUCCCUGGCCUGGAAUAAAUUAUUCAAAAUUCAAAUUAAUUUGGUUGGAGGCAAUGAUUCUUGUCACCUGUGGUAAAUUGCAAGUGCCUACAGGGUGAAAAUAGCCAUUCAACCAGUUUUGAAAAUAAAAUUGCAUUCCAUUGUAAAGUGCAAGGGUGCCAAUAUCUUUGACCGCAUCUGUACUUUAAAAAGUUGUGAUGAAAUCGUUUUUUUUAGGUUAUUCUACCAUCUAAUCUAGAUAGAACCAGCUGCUAGUCAAUUUAUGUGGGGGGUGGAGGACUUAUGGUUAUCUGUGUGUGAAUAUUUCACUUAUUCAAAAGGUGAACAAAAUGGCAGUCGUAACACAGAUGAUAGACAUCACAGUGGUCUUUCUAUGGAAACAACCACCUUUCCUUUUUAUAUCUGAUUUUAUAAACAUCAUCUUCCAGUUUACUGAAGACGACGACGGCCAAAACAGGAAGUCAUGUGGCAACGCUCUCACAAACGGGAAGUAGCUCGAGGUAAGAUAUCCUACAUGAAACAAGCUAGUCCAGGGAGUGAGAAAUUGUACUGCCUGAAUUGAUGCAUGUGUGAAAUGUAUUUGUGUUUUCGAAGGCCCUGCUAUAUGUAUUAGGAGCAGAUGAAUGUGGUCCCGUGUAGCUCAGUUGGUAGAGCAUGGCGUUUGCAACGCCAGGGUUGUGGGUUCGAUUCCCACGGGGGGGCCAGUAUGGAAAAAGUAUGAAAAUGUAUGCACUCACUAACUGUAAGUCGCUCUAGAGCGUCUUCUAAAUGACUAAAAUGUAAAAUGUGCACAGCGCUUGACUGUUGUGGUUAGAGUAUUUCCUUUCUGAUUGUGUUAUCUCUGUCUCCCUCUAGUGUUGGCUCACCAGACAACCGCCACUCCCAGAACAGCUUCCGACAACGAUGUGCAGUCAGUCUCUCAGCCACCUUUCCCAAUCUUUAAAACUUUCAUCAGCAAAUACCAGGGGUCCCCAAUUACAUUCAGCCAUGGGCCAAUUUUUUUCUUGAGUGGAUAGUCUGGGGGGCCAGAACAUAGUUAUAAAUAACUUGUAUGCUGCAAAUUGACUGCAAGAAGCCCAAACAGAUACUGUACAGUAUUUGACAAAAACAGAAUCCUUUCAAACCUUGGGAUACAAUCACAUAUGCCUCUCUAAUUAUGCGUGGGAAUAGAUUUCCUAAAUUAAAAUCACUUUGAGCUGAUUUCCUGUUAAUUUUUUUGCUCAGAACUUGCGGGGCCAAAUAAAAUCACCCGCGGGCCGAAUUUGGUCAGCGGGCUACCUAUUAGGGAACCCUGGCAUAUACUCAAUUUAUCUUCUACUAUUCUUUUACUUUAUUACUCCUGGUCCCAGAUCUGUUUUUGCUCUUGCUAACUCCAUUGCUGUCAUUGUCAAGCCAAACAUUGACAAUGAGAGACAGGGAGUUGGCAUCAUAGCAUAAACAGGCUGGCACUCAGGCUAUAUAAUCCACACAUGAAGUAAAUCAUGUAACUGGUCUUUCCCUCUCCAACAGAGUGCAGAUCAGAUGUGCACAUCAAAUCAGGUGUCAUCGUCUCAUACGCCGCCCGUUCAGUGCUCUGUUAGCCGAUCAGGUACACACACACACUGACACAAACACCAACAGUCCACCUUCAAUCUCCAAGUAUUGACAACUCCGAUGUUAGUCAACACAAAAUGUGUUUGUGUGUUUAUCAGACGGUCCGUCGUCUCCCAUGGCAUCGUCCCCUCCAGGCCUGACCCAGAAACCCAACAGUUUCCUAUUCCGCACCUCGUCUCGCUGCAGCGUCAAGAGUCAGGUGUCCAUCUCAGGCUCUACACAGAGUCCGGUGGAGGCAGGCCGUACUGAGUUGCGCUCCGCGUUGCGAGGAGAGGAGAGACUAGAUGUCAUACAGCUACGCAAGGUAAAUGUUGUAUCAUAUCCUUCCCUACAGUUCUCUUUCUCUUUAACGUCUCUCCUAUUCACUUGUACUCUCUCUCUCUUUCUCUCUUCGCGCUCUCUCUCUUUCUCUCUUCGCGCUCUCUCUCUCCCUCCCUCCAUCUCUCUCUAUCAGACUCUAGAGCCGAGGUUGAAGACCACCCUACCAGAGGAUCUAGGGGAGGCAUUGUCCAAUGGCACGGUCCUCUGCCAGCUGGCCAAUCACGUGCGGCCCCGCGCAGUGUCAAUCAUCCACAUCCCCUCCCCAGCAGUGGUGAGCCAAUCAGACAUUUAUUGUAAAAUUCGGUUCAGCUUAGGAUAUAUUUGUCAAUGAGUAGACAGGGACUUUGGAUGAUUUGAGUACCGGUAAAAGAAAAAGUAAAGAAUAUGGUAUUUGUUUUAAUGUUGUGUCUGUGUUAUGUUUAGUAUUUGUGUUGUGACUGUGUAGUCGACUCAGUCUGAUGUUCAGUCUCUCUGCCCCUUUAGCCAAAGCUGAGCACUGCCAAGUGUCGUCUCAAUGUGGAGAACUUCAUCGCUGCCUGUCGCAAGCUGGGGGUCCCUGAGGUAAGAACAACUUUCUCGUAAUUUUUUCACCCAUUCUUUCCUCCUUUUGUCGACUUCUUUGGUUCAUCAGAUCAAAAAAUAUGAUCCCGUCCCCCUGAUCACUUAUGUUCAUAGUAUAUUUUGCAGCUUUGCAAUGAUCCAGUAAUGCUUACAAACUAUUUUUGUUAGCUUCAUGCUGCAAUGUCCUUAUGUGCUUAAAGCUAAUUCUGUUUGCCUUUGCAUCUCUCAUUGUUUUCCGUCAUCUUCCAUUCAUCUCUUUCUCGCCAUUUCUCUGCUUUUUCUUUCACCUUUCCUCUCCUCCAUCUUCUUUCCAACCCAAUCUUCCUUGCUCUCUCCAUCUCCACCUUCCUGCCCUUUUUACUCUUCCCCUCAUCCUUUCUUUCUUCAUCCUCCCCCUCUCCAUCUCUCCCCUCCCUCUCUCUCCCUCAGACGGAGGUGUGUGUGUACUCUGACGUGUUUCUCUGUAAGCUGCCUGCUGUGCUGCGCUGUGUGGCGGCCCUCGUGAAAUAUGAGGCAGAGGGGGAGGCAGAGGGGGGAGACAAAGGGUGAGACUCAUACCCCCCAGACAGUCACCCCCCACCCCCCCCACCUCUCACUGGUCUCGGAGGGCUUCCUGGUCUUCUACUGCCUGGUCAUGGCCCUGAUCUACACACUAUACUACCACCUGGUUGCAUAG
This is a messenger RNA of Coregonus sp. 'balchen', 27442 nucleotides long. The record is from the annotation of a GenBank genome assembly. NCBI's taxonomy places the organism in Eukaryota, Metazoa, Chordata, Actinopteri, Salmoniformes, Salmonidae.